Cebus imitator (Panamanian white-faced capuchin) is the source of this 2785-nucleotide messenger RNA. RefSeq names its product dentin matrix acidic phosphoprotein 1 (gene DMP1). The record is from RefSeq and is a predicted model, not a curated record. Gene Ontology annotation, biological process: extracellular matrix organization; ossification. The transcript has 6 exons. The coding region runs from base 210 to 1751 and encodes 513 amino acids. Lineage: Eukaryota; Metazoa; Chordata; Mammalia; Primates; Cebidae. Gene Ontology annotation, molecular function: extracellular matrix binding. Gene Ontology annotation, cellular component: extracellular matrix.
GCUGUGUUUGGGCUUAUAUCACUGGUCUUUUUUGCACACUCCUGGAUUUCAGUCUCAACCAGCUGGUUCCUACCUUCCUGGCACGUUCCUCAGUUGAAAUCACUGAAUCUUUCUUUGCUAUUCUAACUCCAUCUUCUUAUUCUGAGACCAGUCAGAACUGAAGGCAAGAGCAAUAGACCAACACUGAGGUAGAGGUAUCACACCCAGCUAUGAAGAUCAGCAUCCUGCUCAUGUUCUUUUGGGGAUUAUCCUGUGCUCUCCCAGUGGCCAGGUAUCAAAAUAAUGAAUCUGAGAGUUCUGAGGAAUGGAAGGAUCAUUUGGGUCAGGCACCAACACCACCCUUGGAGAGCAAUGAGUCAUCAGAAGGACGUAAAGUUAGCUCAGAGGAACAGGCAAAUGAAGACCCCAGUGACAGUGCUGAGUCAGAGGAGGGGCUGGGCUCUGAUGAUCGUCAAUACAUUUAUAGACCAACUGGUGGCUUCUCCAGGAGCACAGGAGAAGAAGGAUAUGAUAAAGAUGACGAGGAAGAUGACAGUGGAGAUGACACCUUUGGCGAUGAUGACAAUGGCCCAAGGCCCAAAGACAGACAAGAAGGAGGAAAUUCCAGACUGGGAAGUGAUGAGGACUCUGCUGACACCACACAAUCCAGUGAAGAGGGCGCUCCACAAGGGCAAGACAGUGCCCAAGAUACCACCAGUGAGAGCAGGGACCUUGACAAUGAGGACCAGGUGGACAGCAGGCCUGAGGGAGGUGACUCCACUCAGGAGAGUGAGAGUGAAGAGCACUGGGUGGGCGGUGGCAGUGAGGGGGAGAGCAGCCAUGGAGAUGGCUCUGAGUUUGACGAUGAGGGAAUGCAGAGUGAUGACCCAGACAGUAUCAGGAGUGAGAGGGGAAACUCCAGAAUGAACAGUGCAGGCAUGAAAUCAAAAGAAUCUAGAGAAAACAGCGGGCAGGCAAACAUUCAAGAUUCCGGUGACAGCCAGUUGGUGGAGCAUCCUAGUAAAAAAAUUUUUAGGAAGUCUCGCAUCUCAGAGGAAGAUGACAAAGGUGAACUUGAUGACAACAACACGAUGGAGGAAGUCAAGAGUGACUCUACAGAAAACAGCAACUCCAGAGAAGCUGGCCUCAGCCAACCCAGGAGAGACAGCAAGGGUGACUCUCAAGAAGACAGCAAGGAGAAUCCGUCCCAGGAAGACAGCCAAAACCUAGAUGGCCCCAGCAGUGAGUCCAGCCAAGAGGCGGACCUUCCAUCCCAAGAGAGCAGCAGUGAGUCUCGGGAAGAGGUGGUGAGUGAGUCCAGGGGAGAUAACCCCGACCCCACAACCAGUUACGUAGAAGACCAGGAAGACAGUGACUCCAGCGAAGAGGACAGCUCGCAUACACUCUCCCACUCAGAAAGUGAAUCCAAAGAGGAGCAAGCAGACAGCGAAUCCAGCGAGAGCCUCAACUCCUCAGAGGAAAGCCCGGAGUCCCCCGAGGAUGAGAACAGCUCCAGCCAGGAGGGCCUCCAGUCUCACAGCGCCUCAGCAGAGAGUCAGAGUGAGGAAAGCCAGUCUGACGAAGAUGACAGUGACUCUCAAGACAGCAGCAGAUCUAAAGAAGAUAGCAACUCCACGGAGAGCAAAUCAAGCAGUGAGGAAGACGGCCAGUUGAAAAACAUUGAGAUAGAAAGCCGGAAAUUAACAGUUGAUGCCUAUCACAACAAACCCAUUGGGGACCAAGAUGAUAAUGACUGCCAAGACGGCUAUUAGCAUCAGCUGUCUUAAGAAGUGGCUGUCACCUAAAGGAGCCUUGGGAGUUUGAAAGUGUAUCAUGAUAACUAUAAUUUAUUGAUGUUUUGACCAAAAGAAUAACCAGAUGCCUUUUUUUUUUUUCCUGAAAGGAAUUGCUGGACAUUACACUUGUUUCUAGGAUGUCAUCAUUUCAUAGAGGUUUAAAUACUGUGGAGUGACACCAGAACCCAUCCAAAGAGGCUAGAAGCAUGAAAGGAUCUGCAUAUCUUUGCAGCUGAGAUAGUUCCUAACUCAUCAGCCUAACAAACAAAGAUAUUGGGGGUCCACGAUAUACCAGGCACUGUGCUGGGUGUUGGGAACGUAAAGCAGGUGAAGACUUGUUUCUUGCUCCUGAGGAGCAUAUAGGGAUCCAUAAAGCUACAUAGUUAAAGAGGGACGUGUAUAAGAGAAACAAGAAUUGUUACAACCCAAUAUGGUGAGUACCAAGACAGAGCUAUGACCAUGAUAUCUAUCUGGGAGCACUGAGAAGGGUGACCAACGCUUUGUAGAGCGAGGAAGGGCUUCAUAGCAGAAGACACUGGAGUUGAAAGGUUGCAUAGGGUUUCCUCAUUGGAGACUGGAGAUUUCAAUUCUUGGGAUAAAUAAUAGUUAAUUCUAUAGGAUUAAAUAUUUUCUUUGCAAAAUCACAUUGAAAUUAUGGCACAGUGAGUUGUUUUAGAUAAGAAAAUCUUUUUUUCCCAAUUAAUUUACUCAAUUCACAUUUUUUUUUUUUUUUGUAGAACUCCCAUAAACAUCACCUUACUGAUCACCAGUGAUGAUAUGAAGGAGAGGGAGAAAGAAAUUCCUCUUUACUUAGAUACUUUUCAGCUUUAUUUUUUUAAAAAUCAGUUUAUGUGCAAUGCUAUAAAAAAACUGUUCUCUGAGUCCUUUACAGAGAAAAAUUCUGUAUAUAAGAUGCAACUGAUUUUUGCCAGAUACCAUUUGAAAUGUUACCUCAAUAUAAAAUACUUGUUUUAUUUGUUUUGUAAUAAAGAUUAUAAUACAUUAGGAUA